This is a messenger RNA of Sebastes umbrosus (honeycomb rockfish), 2963 nucleotides long. It is a transcript of the gene meak7, whose product is annotated as MTOR associated protein, eak-7 homolog. The coding region runs from base 100 to 1506 and encodes 468 amino acids. The record is from RefSeq and is a predicted model, not a curated record. NCBI's taxonomy places the organism in Eukaryota, Metazoa, Chordata, Actinopteri, Perciformes, Sebastidae. The transcript is spliced from 9 exons. Gene Ontology annotation, biological process: TOR signaling.
UACAGUAAAUGUCGUCACUAACAGCACCCGGAAGUUUACAGUGUUGUUGCCACUGUGUGCAGGAUGGAGAGCUUAGCUGCUGUUCUUUAAAAGAGCACCAUGGGUAACACAGAGAGUGUGGUGGUGCAGAAGCGGCUGGCCCGCUUCCGCCCCGAGGAGCGGCCUGUGGUUGAGGGGGUCUUUGACAGGCUCCAGGGAGGUACUGGGGACCCUUCAGGACCCCCGGGGAAAACACCAGUAGGGAAGACUCUAACGCUUGAGAUGCUGCAGUCCUCAAUGGGCAGCCUGGCACCAGACUCCAUGGUGAGGAGGGUCUACCAGUGCAUGUGUAGUAUCGACCCUGGACUGGCAGCACCCACAGCUUCUGGGAAGACCAGCUCCUCUGCUGCCUCUGGAGUGAGUCGAGAGCAAUUGGUCAUCUUCCUAGCAGACACCCUGCGAGGCACUGCAGAAGAGCGGGCUCCUCUCGUCAUGGCAAUGUCCCAGCGUGGCUCAGAGGCAGCAACGGUUGUCACAUGUGAGCAGGUAGUAGAGUUCCUCCAGGACCUGAUUUCUGCUGUAGUUCAGAUUGUGGUCCACAGAGGGCGCCUGCAGGCCUGGAAGCCAGAGAAAAUGGGUGAUGGCUCCCUGGGUGUCAAACUCCUGGCAGAGCAGAUAUGUUCUGAACUCAAACCCUCAGAUCAGGGAGGUUAUGAUGUCUCCUCUCUGGAGGACUGGAUCUUCAGGACUUCCCAGGUGUCGUUGUACCUGGAGAUGCUGGUAGCUGAGGGCCUAAAUGUGUCCCUGAGUGGCCGGCCUGCCCCCACCCUGCUGCCCCCCUGCAGGGAGACGCCCUGGAAAGAGCUGAGGUGUCUGCUGCUGGACCUUCCCACCCUCAUGUUUCUGGCACCACAGUUGCCAGACAGCUACAACGCCCCCUGGAGACUUGUGUUUUCCACACGGCUGCAUGGGGAGAGCUUCACCAGGAUGGUGACCGGCCUGACGAAGUGUGGGCCCACCCUGCUGCUCGUCAAAGACACAAAGGGGCACGUUUUUGGGGGCUUCGCCUCCCACGCCUGGGAGGUCAAACCUCAGUUCCAGGGUGACUCCAGAUGCAUCCUGUUCACUGUGUUCCCCAGACUGAGGGUUUAUACAGCAACAGGAUACAACCAGCACUUCAUGUACCUCAACCAGAAUCAGCAGACCAUGCCCAACGGACUGGGUAUGGGUGGUCAACACGGCUACUUUGGCCUGUGGCUGGACAGCGAUUUUGGCCGUGGUCAUAGCCGUGCACGGCCCAAGUGCACCACCUACGGCAGCCCUCAGCUCUCUGGAGAGGAGGACUUCACCCUGGACUCAAUGGAAGUGUGGGCGGUCGGAAAACCCCCAGAACCAGAGGAGGGCGAGGAGGGGAAGAGCAAGAAAAGUAUCCUGGAUGUGAAUCCAGAGGUCCAGGCCAUGUUGGAGAUGGCAGGGAAGACUCUACACAGUCAGGGCCUCAGGGAGCCAGAGGAAGACCAGGAGUAGUGAGGGGCAACAGGGAGACAAAAACAAUUUUAACUUAUUGAGGCUCCCAGUCCACCUGGUACUGACUGACCUGGUAUCAUCUGAUAUACUUUACCUUUCAUUCUGCUUGGACACUUUCACACACAAAAUUGCAGCUUCUUUUAAUUACGGAAGCCUUGAGAGGCAACUGAGAAAAAAAAAACAUUCUGGACAAGUCUGAUCUAAAUAGUUUUCUGUCCUAUGUCUAUGACUUAAGAACAGGUGAAAAAAAAAUUUUUGUAAGUUUUGUAAUACUCAUUUCGGCAACAAGAGGUUGAAGUACAGUGUAGACCGCUACCCCAUGUCUAAAUAGGACUAAAAGCAUUCAUGUGUUCAGCCAGAACUAUUUACAUAACUUGCUAACACACAAUAUAUGUACCUUGUGUUUAGAGUGCGUGGAGAAAGAAAAUGGAUCACCAGAAUGUUUUUUUUUCUCACUUGCCUCUCAGGGCUUCCGUAUUUAAAGACACCACAGUAAAGUCAUUCUCAUGUUUACACCGAUCACCAGUUAGAGUUGGUUUUGUCUGUGAGAAGAUGUCAUCACAACAUAAACCAGGCUAACAAGGUCUAACUAGGUCUGAGGCAGCUAAUAAGUGGUUCAUAAAGUCUAAUCUAUCCCUUUCACACACUGCUGAAAGCUGAAAGCUACUAAUGUGGCUUCAAGUCAGCUUUCGUAAUCAGUGUGACAGGGACCAAUGUGUCAUGGGUGUGUUCACUCUUACUUCCACCAAGCUUCACUGGUGUUUGAUAGAGACAAGCUUUUUUGAAUUAAUAGAUACCACAGGAAAUUCUAUCAAAGAGGCAGUGGAAGCAGUUUCUUCUUCAGCAGCAGCCUCAGUCAACCAGAAUGCAAUGCAUCCACAUUAUCUCUAUUGAAACCACUAACUGAAGUAUUAGGUUGAAGACAGUAAGUCACACCAUUAAUAAUUAUGUAAAACAGUAAAAUAAUACAUGGAAUUAUCCUGAAGGUGUGGGUUCAAAGGAGGUAAGGAUCAUCUUAAACCCAUUUUAAGAAAAGUCUAAUAGUGAAUUGCUGUGUAACAGAUUAUUUUAUUGCUACAGUAUUAAAAAACCUAUUGGUUUAGGAGACAAAAUCUGAAACGGGGCUGUUAGUCAGUCUCUAUCUAGCUGCUUCACCGUCUGAGCAGUUAGACUCGACUGCAAGAGGAGAGAUUGACUAUUUAUUCAAAUACUGGGGAUUCUAAAUAAUUUGUCCCUCAAAUUACAUAUAUUAAUGUAACACUACGCAGUUAGUUAGCUAUAGUUUACCCCACUUGUUUUAUCAAAGUCAUAUAAUGAUAAAAUGAUUUAAGAAUUUGACAAAAUGUGAGUUAAAUUGUACUCAGAACGAAUGAAUAGCCACUGAUUUGACUGACACGAACAGGACAAUAAAGUUACUGGGAAAAAAAAGGUCAAUAUGACCUUGAGCCCACCAAUGA